AUGUUCAAAACUUCAUUCCUCCGUCCAAUAAGCCAUUUUCGUUCUCCAGUUUUAAGAUCAACGCAAUCAUCUUUUAUAAGAUUAUUAUCAACCGAAACAAAAGAUGCUAUUGAAAAAGCUGUCGCUUCAGCCCCUGUUGUGCUGUUCAUGAAAGGUACCCCAGAGUUUCCUCAAUGUGGGUUUUCAAGAGCUACCAUAAAUAUAUUGGGUACUACUGGUGUUGAUCCUGAAAAAUUCGCUGCUUACAAUGUUUUGGAAGAUCAAGAAUUACGCGAUGGGAUCAAAGAAUUCAGUGAAUGGCCAACCAUUCCUCAAUUGUAUGUUGAAAAAGAAUUUGUUGGUGGAUGUGAUAUUGUUACUUCUAUGGCACAAUCUGGUGAAUUGACUGAAUUGUUGGAAAAGAAAAAUCUUUUGGUUCCAUUAGAAGAUGAAUAA
Hansenula anomala is the source of this 435-nucleotide messenger RNA. RefSeq names its product monothiol glutaredoxin GRX5 (gene GRX5). The record is from RefSeq and is a predicted model, not a curated record. NCBI's taxonomy places the organism in Eukaryota, Fungi, Ascomycota, Saccharomycetes, Phaffomycetales, Wickerhamomycetaceae. The transcript has 2 exons. Bases 1 to 435 code for a protein of 144 amino acids.